Molecule: messenger RNA, 1218 nt
Organism: Danio aesculapii
Lineage: Eukaryota; Metazoa; Chordata; Actinopteri; Cypriniformes; Danionidae
Gene: atoh7
Product: atonal bHLH transcription factor 7
Exons: 1
Coding region: 438-842 (134 amino acids)
Biological process (GO): regulation of DNA-templated transcription; neural retina development
Molecular function (GO): protein dimerization activity
Source: RefSeq, a predicted model, not a curated record
GGCAAUUACUCCUGCAAACAAUGUUCUCAUUUAAGAAAUCCAAAGAUGUCACGGUUGCUUAAAGAUGCAUGCACUUUUUAAUUAGGUAAUGGUCCUUGCCACCCGGCGCUGGUUGUGGCCAGAUGGUAAGUUAUCACUGGUUUGUAACGCCUGCUUUCAGUGAUAGAGCAGCCAAAGUUAAUUGGAAUGUCAUUAAAGUUUGAGUUACUGGGGGUUGGGGCUGGACUGCACUAGUCCUGCUGUUGGAGAUGUGCGUUUCAUUAAUAGUAAUGGAUGUUUGGAUGGAGUAAUAAGGGUGGGGCUCCACCUGCUGCCACCUGUUAAUACUCUAUAUAAGCAUCACUCAUCCUUAUGGCAGAACAGAAACGCUUAACAACCAUCCGGAAUUACAUCCCAAGAACAACGCUGCCAUUUUUGGAGACUUUUUUUGAGGAGCCAUGAAGCCCCGCAGGCCGAGCUGUGCAGAUUCAGGGUCUGAUUCUGACUCCAGAGACCCGGAGAAGUUUGAGAGUGCCAUGCGCCGCAGGAUGGCAGCCAAUGCUAGAGAAAGAAAGAGGAUGCAAGGCCUGAACACGGCAUUCGACCGGCUUCGGAAAGUGGUUCCUCAGUGGGGUCAAGACAAGAAGCUGUCCAAAUACGAGACCCUACAGAUGGCUCUGAGCUACAUCAUGGCCCUCAAUCGGAUCUUGAGUGACGCCGGGAGACACGUGGAUCCUCAGAAAGACUGGCUUAAUUUACAGUUUGACGGCCUACAGACUGAGGGAUAUUUUAUGCACUAUGAUUCACCUGUGGAAAAUGACUGCAUGCUUUCUUCUUUCUCCUACCACUACGAAAGCCUCUGAACUGACUGACUGAUGGAGCAUUUACUGUGUCUUUCUUUAUGUGGAUACAGGAGGGUGUAAAUAUGUUUGUAUUACUAUGUAAUAUUUUAUGUUCAUGCUUUAAUGGAGUCUGAAUCAUUCUAGUGGUAAACAGGGUGUGGAAAAAGUACGUUUUUUGCGCAAUUGUAGAAAAUCUUCCAUUGGGCAGGUUGUCAACGAUGACUUAAAAGCGCAUUUGUUUAUGAAUCAGAUGUUCAUAUUUUAUUUGGAUUGCUUUGUAUCAAAUCUUUGUGAUUAGUGUGUGCUCAGCUCAAAGUUGAGAGCUGAAUAUCAUACACUGUGAUGUGUUCUUUGCCAUUGCAUUUUCUUGUUGUGUUUUGGUUAUAAACUCAAUGAG